AUGCUCAUACUAGUUGAAAAUGCUGCUGGAUUUGCUCUUUUCCGAUAUAAUGGAGCGACCAUGGAUUUUCCUCAAACUAUAGCGCAACGCUUUGAAACAGCAGAAAAAGCAAAAAGAGCUGUUAAUCUCCAAUUUUUUCAUAAAUUUGCUGGUAUGGAUGAAGCUGUGGAAGCUUGUUCGGCCAUAGCAGAGAGUCGAAUAUCCUCAUCGCUUGACGAUUUUCUGAAAGAAUCAUUAUCUGAAGACAUUAAAAAAAGUGAGAAGUUGGUAGUAGCAGAACCCAAACUUGGAAAUGCAAUAAGUGAAAGAUAUGGAAUCCAAGUACUCGUAGAUGACAGGACUAUGAACUUUUACCGUGGAAUCCGCGAACAUAUGUCAGAUCUUCUCGGUACAAUUGCAGCUAAAGAGUUAUCAGACAUGAAACUUGGUCUGUCUCAUUCUACGUCAAGACACAACAUUCAAUUUUCGCCGGAUAAAGUUGAUACGAUGAUCAUACACGCCGUGGCAUUGAUUGACGAUUUAGACAAGGAGUUAAAUAGUUACACGAUGAGGUGUAAGGAGUGGUACGGAUAUCACUUUCCUGAGAUGAAAGACAUAGUCACUGACAGCUUGCAGUUUGCAAAGGUCGUUAAGGCAAUGGGCACUCGCACAUCAGCCCGCACAGCAGAUUUAUCCGAUAUUCUUGACGAAGAAACGAUUGCUCGACUUCGAGAUGCUGCUGAUACUUCAAUGGGUUCAGACAUCACGAUGGAAGAUGCUCUGAACAUUGAAUAUGCAUGCGAGCAAAUAAUAGCUCUUACCAACUACCGCACGGAACUACAGCAAUAUUUAUCUGCUAGAAUGGCAGCUAUUGCACCAAACGUGACACCGCUUGUAGGCGAUCUGGUUGGGGCAAGACUGAUUUCCCAUGCAGGCAGUUUGAUGAAUUUGGCCAAGUAUCCUUCAAGUACUGUACAGAUUUUAGGAGCCGAGAAGGCAUUGUUUAGAGCAUUAAAAACUAAGCGUGAAACACCAAAGUACGGAAUCAUAUAUCAUGCGAGCUUGGUUGGACAAGCGUCAGCUAAAAAUAAGGGAAAGGUUGCUCGAACUCUUGCCUCAAAGCUGGCAUUAUCUAUACGUGUUGAUGCAAUCGCAGAAGAAAAGGAUGAAGCAGGAGAACUUGGUAAAGCGAGUCGCGCCUAUCUUGAGAAGAGGGUGGGUCACUUGGAGGCACGGUUGACAAAUGCUAAGACCAAAGACAAGCCAAAAAAGAAAGAAGUAAAGUCCACAAAACCCAAAGAUGCUGGUUCAUAUAAUAUUUCUGGAGAUGUAGUUACUGCACGAGCAUCUAGCUCCAAAGAGAUUGACAAAGAUGAGAUGCAAGUAGACAAAUCAUCAUCUGCACCCGCUUCCUCAGAAGAAACAGACAAGAAGUCUACUAAGAAACGUAAACAACUUGGGGAGGCAGAGACAAAAUUAAGCAAGAAAGCGCGCUUCGUUUCUGGAAUCGCUUUACAGUUUCAAAAACGCAGGAAGGAUGCCACUCCAUUUCACCGCGAGGAUCCGGAGGAUGUCCCCAGCGACCAAAAGAAGGAAAAGGUCGUUUUGAUAAGAAAUUCUGAAGAUGAAGAAAUCGAGACUCGGGCAUUUUCUUCUCAGUGCACAAUUCGACUGUACACGGAAGGAUUAACAAACGCACUCCAGAAAAAAUCCAAUGAUCCUCUAGGCGUCUGUUUGAGAAAUAAUGACAUUGAGGCUGCUUAUGCAUUGUUCGAGUCUCACUUGCAAACAAUAAUUUCGGACACUAACGGUCUUCAACAGACCUCAUCCACUUCUCAUAAACAAGCUUUACCUUCGAAAAAUCUAACUCCGCUCGUCUCUAUAAUUACAGAGUUAAUGCGUCACGGUCAUACUGAAGUGGCCUGGAAAUGUUAUAAUACGCUCGCAUCUCAAAACAUUCCAUUAGGACUCGAGAAUGGGUUCAAGUUAAACGAAGAAAAUGCGACAUCCUAUAUUGAGGCAUUGGCAAGACAUAGCAUAUUUGAAGAAGCAAAGAGAGUGCUCAUGGAAGAGAUGAAAGAGUUGGGAUUGAAACCCUCACAAAAGACAUUGAGAGCAUUAUUGACUUACUUACAUGCUUGGGAGAAAAGAGAAGACGAAUUCGAAGUUAUUGAUUGGGUAAGGAGAGAGCAUCCUGAAUUAGCUAGUGAAUUAAGAUGGAUCCAAGAUAUAAAGUCAAUCAAAGAACUUGGAUGA
Molecule: messenger RNA, 2235 nt
Organism: Paraglomus occultum
Lineage: Eukaryota; Fungi; Glomeromycota; Glomeromycetes; Paraglomerales; Paraglomeraceae
Source: the annotation of a GenBank genome assembly